This is a messenger RNA of Otolemur garnettii (small-eared galago), 1593 nucleotides long. It is a transcript of the gene SFRP4, whose product is annotated as secreted frizzled related protein 4. Gene Ontology annotation, biological process: canonical Wnt signaling pathway; non-canonical Wnt signaling pathway. Gene Ontology annotation, molecular function: Wnt-protein binding. Bases 284 to 1324 code for a protein of 346 amino acids. NCBI's taxonomy places the organism in Eukaryota, Metazoa, Chordata, Mammalia, Primates, Galagidae. Gene Ontology annotation, cellular component: cytoplasm. The transcript is spliced from 6 exons. The record is from RefSeq and is a predicted model, not a curated record.
GCGCUCCGAGCUGCGGGGAUCGAGACUGGAGCUGCCCGCGAGGGUUGGCGGCCGGGAGGCUCAGGGCUGGCGCUGGCGCUGCUGGUGCCCUGUGCGCUGGACGGCAGAGAUCCGCGGCAGGACCCCAGAGCCCCGUGUUACUGCCGAUUAGAAUUUGGGAAGAGGAUCGCUCCCGUGCCCACAAAGGACUUGCUCCUCGGAGAAGGCACAGGGAAAGGCUAAGGGAGCGGGAAGAAAAGGUUCCUUUCUGCCUGUUGCGGUCGCCCCGCGGGACGACAGUGCCAUGCUCCUCUCGGUCCUGGUGGCGCUGUGCCUGUGGCUGCGCCUGGCGCUGGGCGUGCGCGGCGCACCCUGCGAGGCGGUGCGCAUCCCCAUGUGCCGACACAUGCCCUGGAACAUCACGAGGAUGCCCAACCACCUGCAUCACAGCACGCAGGAGAACGCCAUCCUGGCCAUUGAGCAGUACGAGGAGCUGGUGGACGUGAACUGCAGCGCCGUGCUGCGCUUCUUCCUCUGUGCCAUGUACGCGCCCAUCUGCACCCUCGAGUUCCUGCACGACCCCAUCAAGCCGUGUAAGUCGGUGUGCCAACGCGCGCGCGACGACUGCGAGCCCCUCAUGAAGAUGUACAACCACAGCUGGCCCGAGAGCCUGGCCUGCGACGACCUGCCUGUCUAUGACCGGGGCGUGUGCAUCUCGCCCGAAGCCAUCGUCACAGACCUCCCGGAGGAUGUUAAGUGGAUAGACAUCACGCCAGACAUGAUGGUGCAGGAAAGGCCUCUCGAUAUGGACUGUAAACGCCUAAGCCCUGAUAGAUGCAAGUGCAAAAAGGUGAAGCCAACUUUGGCAACAUAUCUGAGCAAAAACUAUAGCUAUGUUAUUCAUGCCAAAAUUAAAGCUGUGCAGAGGAGCGGCUGUAAUGAAGUAACGACAGUGGUGGAUGUCAAAGAGAUCUUCAAAUCCUCAUCGCCCAUCCCUCGAACUCAAGUUCCACUCAUUACAAAUUCUUCCUGCCAGUGUCCACACAUCCUUCCCCACCAAGAUGUGCUCAUCAUGUGUUAUGAGUGGCGGUCAAGGAUGAUGCUUCUUGAAAAUUGCCUAGUUGAAAAAUGGAGAGAUCAACUUAGUAAAAGAUCCAUACAGUGGGAAGAAAGGCUGCGGGAACAGCGGAGAACCAUUCAGGACAAGAAGAAAAUGGCCGGGCGCACCAGUCGGAGCGAUCCCCCGAAACCCAAAGGGAAGCCUCCCGCUCCCAAACCCGCCAGCCCCAAGAAGAACCUGAAAGCAAGGAGUGCCCCCAAGAGAACGAACGGGAAAAAAGCAUGAGCUAACACUGACCAAGGGAAACCUCCACUUCCUUGCAGCGUGAGGCCGGGCACUGUCGCCGACGGUCUCCGAAGGCCGCGGGGCCCCUCCUUAGCCGCUCGCGGCCGAGCUCUGCGCAGACGCAUCUUGCAGCAUUUCCCUUAAUGAUACGCUUCAAUUUUUCUUUUUAAGCCACCACGGGCCAUAGUGGCAGGAUUGUCCUUUGGCAGGGAAGUUGUAUUAAAGCUGGUGGGAAAAGCUUACUGAAUUCAGAGUAACCUACGUGCAUA